Messenger RNA from Antechinus flavipes (yellow-footed antechinus), 734 nucleotides. It is a transcript of the gene PRDX5, whose product is annotated as peroxiredoxin 5. The record is from RefSeq and is a predicted model, not a curated record. Gene Ontology annotation, biological process: cell redox homeostasis; cellular response to oxidative stress; hydrogen peroxide catabolic process. Gene Ontology annotation, molecular function: thioredoxin peroxidase activity. The transcript has 6 exons. Bases 19 to 639 code for a protein of 206 amino acids. NCBI's taxonomy places the organism in Eukaryota, Metazoa, Chordata, Mammalia, Dasyuromorphia, Dasyuridae. Gene Ontology annotation, cellular component: peroxisome; mitochondrion; cytoplasm.
ACGCGGAUCCGGGCGGGGAUGGGGCUGGCCGGGCUGCUCGCCCUCGGGCGCCGCGCGGGGCCGGCGCUUAAAGGGGCGUCGGGAGCUGCCACAGCAGCCCAGAGCUUCUCUGGCGCGUCGGUUCGGACCCUGCGCAGCGCACCUGCAGCCAUGGCCCCGAUCAAGGUGGGUGAUGCCCUUCCAUCCGUGGAGGUAUUUGAGGGAGAUCCAGGCAAGAAAGUGAACUUGGCAGAGCUGUUCAAAGGCAAGAAGGGGGUGCUCUUUGGGGUUCCUGGAGCUUUCACGCCAGGCUGUUCCAAGACCCACCUGCCUGGAUUUGUGGAGCAGGCUGAAGCCCUGAAGGCCAAGGGGGCCGAGGUGGUGGCCUGUCUCACUGUCAACGAUGUCUUUGUGGUCAGUGAGUGGGGCCUGUCACAAAAGGCUGCAGGGAAGGUUCGGCUUCUGGCUGACCCCACGGGGGCCUUUGGGAAGGCGGCAGAGCUGCUCCUGGAUGACUCCCUCGUGCCCCUGUUUGGGAACCAUCGUCUGAAGAGGUUCUCCAUGGUGGUGCAGGAUGGCGUUGUGAAAGCCCUGAACGUGGAGCCAGACGGCACAGGUCUCACCUGCAGCCUCGCCCCCAACCUCCUGUCGCAGCUCUGAAGCCUGAGCCCAGGGAGACAGCGCCAGCUGGCGUCCGAGCCCCCGCCUCUGGGGGCCCCUCUUGAGGCUCGCAAUAAAACAUGUCUGUUCGCUGA